AUGCCCAGCGACGACGAGUCCGAGUACAGCCUCGGCGACGACGACGACGCCGGUAGCUUGGACUGGGCCAUGUCGUCCGACGCGUUGGGCACUUUUGUUGACGAUGUGGCGUCGGCGCUCUCUCGAGACAAUGCCAUCGCUGCUGCAUUUGGGACGCCAUCAGCGCAACAGCAACAAAUGUCCCCGCAGCGAUUGCACAAUGCCAAGCGUCCGGUCAAGACGUCGCCUCCGAAAGAGAUCCACGGGCGGUGUCUUACGCCAAACUGCCCGGUCGCCCUCACGUACCGAGGCUUUUGCAAGGCCCACGGAGGCACUCGGCGCUGCAACGUCGCCUACUGUCCAAAGGGCCGUCAAGGGGGCGCUCAGUUUUGCAUUGCGCAUGGCGGCGGCAAAUGCUGCAAGACAGACGGCUGCGUGCGCACGGCGCAGUCGCGCGGUCUCUGCAAGGCCCACGGAGGCGGCGCGCGCUGCAAGAACGACGACUGCGACAAGAGCGCCCAGCGCGGCGGCUACUGCCGGUCGCACGGCGGCGUCCAGCUCUGCUCGGUCGCUGGGUGCCCGAACGGCGUGCAGCGAAGCGGCAAGUGCGCCAAACAUGAUAUCGUGCGACUGUGCUCGGUGAGAAACUGCGGACAAACCGACCGGGGCGGUGGGCUCUGCGCGACCCACCGGCGCAACAAGGUGUGCAAAGUCGACGGUUGCAAUCGACUCUACGUGCGCUCGACACUCGGCCUCCCCGUCGACAUGGGCUUCUGUGCCAUGCACCAGCGCGCGCUCGACCCGUCUUCCCUACUGGAGACCUACGACGACGACGACGACGACCAAAGGGAUGCACUGCUGUAGCCAACCGGCUCAACCGUCGCCACCCCG
This is a messenger RNA of Saprolegnia parasitica CBS 223.65, 870 nucleotides long. RefSeq lists its product as hypothetical. The record is from RefSeq and is a predicted model, not a curated record. Lineage: Eukaryota; Oomycota; Saprolegniomycetes; Saprolegniales; Saprolegniaceae. The transcript has 2 exons. The coding region runs from base 1 to 843 and encodes 280 amino acids.